Vombatus ursinus (common wombat) is the source of this 458-nucleotide messenger RNA. Its product is annotated as biogenesis of lysosome-related organelles complex 1 subunit 2-like. Gene Ontology annotation, biological process: lysosome localization; endosomal transport. The record is from RefSeq and is a predicted model, not a curated record. The transcript has a single exon. Lineage: Eukaryota; Metazoa; Chordata; Mammalia; Diprotodontia; Vombatidae. The coding region runs from base 1 to 429 and encodes 142 amino acids. Gene Ontology annotation, cellular component: BLOC-1 complex; gamma-tubulin complex; BORC complex. Gene Ontology annotation, molecular function: gamma-tubulin binding.
AUGGUGGCCAUGGCCAAGGGCAUACCUGCAGCCCAGCAGGAGGGUCUGGGACAAAACGAUGCCAUGGUGGAGACAGCCAAGGAAGCCACAGAGCCCACCAAGGUGGACGUCACGGGGCUGUGCCAGGACAUGUUCUCCAAAAUGGCCACAUACCUAACAGGUAAGCUGACAGCCACCAGUGAAGACUAUAAACUCCUGGAAAAUAUGAACAAACUGACUAGCUUGAAGUAUCCAGAAAUGAAAGAUACUGCAGUAAACAUAAGUAGAAACCUAAAGGACUCAAACCAGAAAUCUGCAGCACUUCAGCCUUAUCUGGAUCAGAUCACUUUAACUGAGGAACAAGUAGCAGCUCUUCAGCAGGCAGCUUACAAGUUGGAUGCAUAUUCAAAGAAACUAGAAGCAAAGUACAAGAAGUUAGGGAGGCGAUGAAAGAAUUCAUUAGCACAAAGACUUUAACU